AUGUCAUGGCAUUCUUUUGCCAACCCUAAUAUAAAAGAGAGAGAUGAUGGUUUGGGUUCAGGUCAAUUACAUCGUCAUGGAAGAAAUUAUAUUCCUGUUGAUGAAGAAACUUUAUUCGAAAUUCAGAAUAAAAAAAACGUUGGUAAAAAAAAAAAAUCCCUACCUCUUCCACCAUCGCCUCCUCAACCUAGAUCUUAUAGAGAUCCUAUCCCUCCUUCUAAAACCAAGCCUUCUUACAGAUCUUCACCUUCCACUUCUCAUAGGCCACCACCACCAACGUCAACACCAACGUCAGCAUUAAAUUAUUAUAAUCAGAAACAAAUUUCAAACAAAAAUGGUUAUAUGGCCCCAUUAUGGCCAUCCAUAAAUGAGCAUUUUGCACAAUAUGCAUUCAACAUAAAAGAAAAAAUCAGAAAGACUAUAGAUCACAAAGAAGAAGCAGAAAAAUUAGAACUUUCCAAACUUGCAACGGAAAUUUGGAUGGUGAUAUGCAUAUUAAUACUAUAG
This is a messenger RNA of Entrophospora sp. SA101, 507 nucleotides long. Lineage: Eukaryota; Fungi; Glomeromycota; Glomeromycetes; Entrophosporales; Entrophosporaceae. The record is from the annotation of a GenBank genome assembly.